Molecule: messenger RNA, 3225 nt
Organism: Entamoeba invadens IP1
Lineage: Eukaryota; Evosea; Mastigamoebida; Endamoebidae
Product: condensin, putative
Exons: 1
Coding region: 1-3225 (1074 amino acids)
Biological process (GO): meiotic chromosome condensation; mitotic chromosome condensation
Cellular component (GO): condensed chromosome, centromeric region
Molecular function (GO): histone binding
Source: RefSeq, a predicted model, not a curated record
AUGGAGUUUGAAAUCCCACAGAACGACGAAGAGAAAGAAGUUGGGUAUGGUGGUUCUAUGUCGUUUGAUAUUGGCGAGGAUGCUUUUGACAUCUCCGCUUCCGAAUUAAAAAAGAAGUGUUCAUCCGUGUUGAAUCAAGUUGCUGCAACACCUUUUCUGUUAUAUGAUGUUCCUAGUAAUUACGGGUGGUUAUUCCUAUCUGCCAGGAAUGGCAUGUUAUCGGAAUCGGUGAGUAAAAUAGCAAAGACUUUGUCGACCUCCGACUAUUCAAAUUUGACAUCAGAAACAACAAGAAAGUAUCGGAGUGUUAUUAAGAUGGUAGCAUACUUAUUACAAACAGUAGAUGUCACUUCACUUGUUGUACGUGGUGUCUAUGAUCUACUUAAAGUCCCCAUCGACGCUAUUUUCUCCUCAACGGACUUCUUCUUUUUGGAGUGUUUACGAAAAGUCGCACAGAACGGGAUGAAACAGACGGACAACAAGACGGUGAAUACCAUUUUCCUCAAAUUGACGGCACUCAACCAUGUGGAUGCAAUUGUUACAAACGUGUUACAAAAUCUGAGUGAAGAUUCCGACAUCUCGUCCAUUGAUAUCAUUUUGAAAGAUAACGAUACAGUCGUCCAGAAAUUACUUCGACAAAUAGCAGUCGUUGAUUUAACCAAUGGCAAGCUACAGAAGAACAUAGCAACAGUUCUACCAAAGUUACCAAAUUUGGUUCCAGAGAGUGUGAAUAAACUCCCGAGUCUGUUGCAUGCACUUUUGGAUCAACAAGAACACGUCUUGAGAAAUGGGGUUAUUGAGUGCUACGGAGUUAUACUUUUGACAUCACCAAAUGACAAAUUGUUCGACUGUCUCUUCGAUAGAUUUUAUGAUGUCAAUUCCUUUGUAAGAAUUAAAGUGUUACAGACGUGGGGGAGUUUGGUGGAGCAUCGCGCGGUGCCUCUUGAUCGGUUUAACAACAUCGUCGAGAAAGUCGUUGAGAGGUUAAACGACAAAUCGACGCCUGUGAGAAAGAAUGCGAUUUCGUUGUUAGAGAGUAUGUUAGAGUUCAACCCGUAUUCAGUGAUAUUGCGGCGUGACAUGUUCGAGUCGAAGUUGCAAGAAACUGCGGAGAUGUUAAAGAAUACCACUGACAAGAUGAGUGAAGAUAGUGACGAUGACAACGAUGUUGAGGACAAGGAAUUGAAUGUCCCAACAGAGAAGAUUAUACAACUGUUUGAAGGGACUGGAUUUCAACAUAUUGCAGACACUGAAUUACUUGAAACAAAGAAGCAGGAAGUGUUAAAGAACUUUGUGGAGUGGGUGAAGAACUCGAUUGAGUUCAUUGACAGCUUUGACAAUGCCAUUUCAAUCGUGGAGAAUAUCUUAGAGUCUACCACCGUGCUCGACCUGAAAGAAGCAAUUAAAUUCUUUGGUACAAUCUGUCAACACAAAAUCGCGAAAGGUGCCACAGCAAUGAAGAAGACGCUCGAGUUGUUAUUUUCCAAAGAAGUUGACGUUCAAAAUGUGAUUGUCGACAGUGUUGUUAAAUCGCUGUGUGAUGAAAGUCCACAGAGUAAAAUCAACAAUUUGUUGUUAAUGGCAAAUGGGUCUAAUAUAGGGGAGGAUCUUUGUAUGAAGAAACUGACGGGGUUGUUGAUCAACAAGAAAGUGAUUGCGGCGAAUGAGGUCGACUACUUAUUGGCGUACAUGGCUGGAAAACUUCCAGGAGGUGCGGAUUUGGAGGCCAUCACUGCAAUGACUUUGUUGUCAUACAUCGCAUCCAACAAGCCCAAAAUGAUCACCGAGAAAAUCCCCCUCAUCACAUCAAUUUGUUUUGUCAAGAAUUGCACUGCAAAUUACGUGUACCAUGGUGCUUUAAUAUUGAAAGCGUUGUAUGAAAGUGAAGAAGACAUCCCAAAGUUAGCAAUGAAUGAUCCAAUCGUGAAAGAACUUGUCGACGUACUUGAUGCCAAGUACCCGACAAACACAUGGGUGCCAGUGAUGCACACCGUGCUCGAUUUGCUUUACAAAGCAGUUGAAAACCCAAACGAAGCUGCGCGGGAGAUUGUCCGCCACAAACUACGUGAUGUCCAAGAACGAAACGGAUUGAACGAAAUAGUCCGGUUGAUUGGAACAGUGGGCGGUGUUGCUCGGAAGCAAGGGGAGAUGUAUGAUGCGAUGAAAGAAGGGGUUGUUGAAGAAGUUGAGAAGAAGAAAGGUAAAAAGGGUAAAAAGAUUAACGACGUGUGUGAGUCAAAGAUGAAUGAAGUCGUUGGAGAAGUUCUUGAAGAUGGGUUGUUAGGUGAGUUUGUUAAAAUAACAGACGCGUAUGUGACUGACAUAAUUGCGCAACGAUAUAGUGAAGACAUCUAUUUAACAAUGCGAGUCGUCGUGAUCAACACGAUGUGUUCAUUCAUGAUGGUGAGUCAAAGUUAUUGUGAGAAGCAGUUGCAAACGUUAUUCACUGUUUUGGAGAAUAUCAAAGACGACGUGAUUCGAAGUAACAUUGUGUAUUACAUUGGAGACUAUUCUUGUCGGUAUCCCAAUUUGCUUGAAGGGUGGGUUGGUUAUUUGUAUGGUCGUUUGAAGGACGAGAGUGCCCUUGUUCGUCGGAGCGCAGUUGUUGUAUUGAGUGAGUUGAUAUUCCACGACAUCAUCAAAGUGAAAGGUAAUUUGUAUUUGAUGGGACUUGCACUCGUCGAUGAGGAAGAGCGAGUGAGGGACUUAGCUCACACUUUUUUCCACGAGUAUUCGUCAAAGACCAACGCGAUAUACAAUGUACUUCCCGACUUAAUAUCAUCGUUAGGAAAAGAAGACAUCGAGAGGAAACAAUUCGAAUAUAUAAUAAAAUUCAUUUUCUCGUUCAUCGCAAAGGACAAACAACACGAACAGUUAAUGGCAAAGUUAUUGCAACGGUUCACUUUGAAUGAACAAACGCCGAAACAAUGGGGGUGCACCGCGUAUUGUUUGUCGUUGUUGAAUUACAACGAAAAGAGUCUGAAAAAAUUGAUUGAAUCGGCGAAGAUGUUUGGGAAUAAGUUGCACGUCAAAGAGGUCAAGGAAGCCUUCAUGAAUAUGUGUAACCGUCUCAGGAAGUUUGUCAAGCCAGAGAUGAAGCCCCUUGUCGAAGAGUUUGAAAAGAUAGUAGUCAGGGAAGGCGGAAAUGAAAAGGAAGACGAAGAGGAACUCGAGAGAGAGAGGAAUGAGACGGACCAGAGUAAGAUGGAGGAGGACAGCGAGUAA